AAUUGGAAAUGGAACAGAAGAAACUAUCAAUAAUAACAUGAUUCAUGUAACAAAUAACAUAAUAAUCAAUUGGAAUGAUGAAAAUUCAUUACAGACUUUUAUAGAAGAAAUAUACCUAUUAUUAUCUGUUUGCUCUUUAAAUGCUUCUUACUUCACGAACAAAACCAUACUCACUACUAAAAAUGAAUAUAUUGAUGAUAUUAACAGUAAAAUGUUAAAUCAACUUCCAGACAUACCUUCUCAUGAAUUACAACUCAAAACCAAUACACCCAUUAUUUGUCUUCACAACUUAGAUCCAAUUAAUAGCUUAUGCAAUGGUACCAGAUUGAUAUGUCGAACAUUUAAUUAUAAUAUUAUAGAAGCAGAAAUAAAUAUAGGCAACCAACAAGAAAAUGAGUAUUUCUUUCUCAGAUAA
Messenger RNA from Cetraspora pellucida, 415 nucleotides. NCBI's taxonomy places the organism in Eukaryota, Fungi, Glomeromycota, Glomeromycetes, Diversisporales, Gigasporaceae. The record is from the annotation of a GenBank genome assembly.